Molecule: messenger RNA, 804 nt
Organism: Trichophyton verrucosum HKI 0517
Lineage: Eukaryota; Fungi; Ascomycota; Eurotiomycetes; Onygenales; Arthrodermataceae
Exons: 3
Coding region: 1-804 (267 amino acids)
Biological process (GO): 'de novo' protein folding
Cellular component (GO): endoplasmic reticulum; endoplasmic reticulum membrane
Source: RefSeq, a predicted model, not a curated record
AUGAACCUGCUGCUGCUGCUGCUGCCGCUCGGCCUGCUGCCGGCUGUCUCUGCAGAGUUCGACCCGCGACUCGUAGGCACCUGGACGACCAAGUCACGGAAGGUCGUAACAGGCCCGGUGCGUACACUCACUCCCCCCCGGACAGCUGAAGGAGGCGCUGGAGGAUGCAACAGGCUGGCUGACAACUUUCUCCUGCAGGGCUUCUACGAUCCGAUCAAGGACAGGCUGAUCGAGCCGUCGCACACGGGCAUCUCCUACUCCUUCACUGAGGAUGGCUACUUUGAGGAAGCUCAGUACCGCGCCAUUGCGAACCCACAAAACCCGGCCUGUCCCAGCGGGAUGAUGCUGUUCCAGCAUGGGACUUACGAGAUCAAGCCCAACGGGACCCUCCUGUUGAACGCAUAUGCCUUCGAAGACGACGGGCGUCAGUUGAUAUCAGACCCUUGCAAGGGCGAGCGAGCAAGCUACUACAGAUACAACCAGAACGAGACCUUCAAGAGGUACGAGGUCUUACUCGAUGAAUUCCACAACAUACAGCGGCUCAACCUGUAUGGACACGACGGCACACCCAUGAACCGCAUGUUCCUCAUCUACAAACCUCCCCAGAUGCUGCCAACCAAGCACCUCAACCCCGUCGUCAAGGUUCAACGACGAAAACGAGACCUUGGAGAAGGCGAAUUCGACAGGUCUCCCAUCAAGAAUUCUGUCCUCUCCCACCUACCCGUAACCGCCAAUGCCGACCGCUGGUGGUGGGUUGGCGUCCUCAUGACCUCCAUCGGCGGGAUUGCUCUCAUCUACUCCUAG